This is a messenger RNA of Notothenia coriiceps (black rockcod), 429 nucleotides long. RefSeq names its product axin-1-like. Gene Ontology annotation, molecular function: ubiquitin protein ligase binding; identical protein binding; molecular adaptor activity. The record is from RefSeq and is a predicted model, not a curated record. The transcript has 5 exons. Lineage: Eukaryota; Metazoa; Chordata; Actinopteri; Perciformes; Nototheniidae. Gene Ontology annotation, biological process: cell development; positive regulation of proteasomal ubiquitin-dependent protein catabolic process; positive regulation of protein kinase activity. The coding region runs from base 1 to 429 and encodes 142 amino acids. Gene Ontology annotation, cellular component: beta-catenin destruction complex; nucleus; plasma membrane.
AUGAUCAAUAACAGCAAACGGAUGGCCUGGCCUGCACCAUUUCGUGAGCCCGUCAACCCGUACUAUGUGAACACUGGUUAUGCCAUGGCUCCUGCCACCAGCGCCAACGACAGCGAGCAGCAGAGUAUGUCCAGCGACGCAGACACUACUUCCCUCACCGACAGCAGUCUAGAUGGGGUUCCACCCUACAGAUACCGCAAACAGCAUCGCCGGGAGAUGCACGAAAGCGCCAAAGCAAAUGGGCGAGUGCCACUACCUCAUAUCCCACGCACUAACCGGAUUCCAAAGGAUAUCCACGUGGAGCCGGAGAGGUUUGCUGCAGAGCUGAUCAGCAGGCUGGAGGGCGUCCUGAGGGAGAGAGAGGCUCAGGAGAAGCUGGAGGAGCGGCUGAAGAGAGUACGACUGGAAGAAAAAGGAACAUGUGUUUGA